Dinoponera quadriceps is the source of this 2045-nucleotide messenger RNA. It is a transcript of the gene Acat1, whose product is annotated as acetyl-CoA acetyltransferase, mitochondrial. Lineage: Eukaryota; Metazoa; Arthropoda; Insecta; Hymenoptera; Formicidae. The transcript has 8 exons. Bases 81 to 1322 code for a protein of 413 amino acids. Gene Ontology annotation, biological process: fatty acid beta-oxidation. Gene Ontology annotation, molecular function: acetyl-CoA C-acetyltransferase activity. The record is from RefSeq and is a predicted model, not a curated record.
CGUCACAUGCUAUCUCGCGCUAGUGCAUCGUACACGGUGGAGCGACAGUAGUACGUUUUUUUUCUCACAGUCAUCUCACAAUGACGACUAUAACGAGAUUAGCAAAAAUGAAUUUUAUUAGCACACGUAUGUACAGUUCCAAAGUAAAAUUAAACGAUGUUGUUGUAAUCAGCGCUGUACGUACUCCGAUGGGCUCAUUCCUUGGCUCAUUGUCAAAAAUUUCAGCAACAAAACUUGGCGCCGUAGCAGUGCAAGCAGCUAUUGAAAGAGCCAAUGUUGCUAAAGAACAAGUCAAAGAAGUAUAUAUGGGCAAUGUUUGUCAAGGUUUCCUAGGUCAAGCACCGGCAAGACAGGCUACGUUAUUCGCAGGUCUUCCAAAAUCAACAAUAUGUACUACAGUAAAUAAAGUCUGUGCAAGUGGCAUGAAAAGUGUUAUGCUGGCUGCUCAGUCUCUGCAAUGUGGUCAUCAAGAAAUCGUUUUAGCUGGUGGUAUGGAAUCCAUGUCCAAUGUACCAUAUUACUUAUCCCGUGGCGAAACAUCAUAUGGUGGAUUGAAACUCGAGGAUGGUAUUGUAUUCGACGGAUUAACCGAUGUCUACAAUAAAUGCCACAUGGGUAAUUGUGCUGAGAGCACGGCUAAAAAGUUAAAUAUCUCUCGCCAACAACAGGACGAAUACGCUAUUAGUAGUUACAAACGUAGUGCGGCAGCUUACGAAACUAACGCGUUUAAAGAUGAAUUGAUACCCGUAAGCGUGCCUCAGAAGAAGGGUAAACCAGAUGUGAUAUUCAGCGAAGACGAGGAAUAUAAAAAGGUCAACUUUGAGAAAUUUUCCAAAUUGAACACUGUUUUCCAGAAAGAUAAUGGCACAGUUACUGCUGGAAAUGCAUCCACUUUAAACGACGGUGCUGCUGCGUUAGUUUUGACGACCAGCGAAGUUGCCCAGAGACUGAAUCUUAAACCCUUGGCCAGAAUUGUCGCUUUCCAAGACGCGGCAACAGAUCCUAUAGAUUUCCCAAUUGCACCAGCUCUUGCAGUGCCAUCGCUACUUGAGAACGCCGGAGUUAAUAAAAACGAUAUCGCUCUUUGGGAAAUCAACGAAGCAUUCAGUGUGGUAGUUGUAGCAAAUCAGAAAUUACUCGAUAUCGAUCCUGCCAAGAUAAACGUUCACGGUGGAGCUGUUUCACUCGGACAUCCUAUAGGCAUGUCAGGCGCACGUAUUGUAACACACUUGGUCCAUACUCUCAAAGCUGGUGAGAAGGGUGUUGCAUCGAUUUGUAACGGUGGUGGCGGUGCGUCAUCGAUCCUAAUUGAGAAAUUGUAAGUUCGUAAAUAGUGUAAUCACACAGCUACGCCGUUUUAUAAACUGAAACUUAGCGUCCAAUGGUUCGCUCAAGUUAGAAUAUUUAUCGGGAUAUUUGAGCGCCGAAGUAAUAUUGACGGAGUGUAUGGAAAAAUACGAGUUAUUUCUAUGUUAUGAAAUGUUGUUAUAUUUUUUAAGCAGAUAUGUACAUGUAUACAAACAUUUUAUAUAUUUGAUCUUAUUCUAUGUAUAAAUUGUACGAUUUUUCUAUAUUUUUUAACAUACAUAUAUGUACAUAUAGGGUGUCUUAGAACCAUGGAGACAAACUUCAUGACAGUGUAGAAUGAAUUAAGGUGAAUAUAAAAGUUCUUUUAUUAUUUUGCAAAUAAAUAAACACAAAUUUUUAAGUUAUUAAUUAAAGGAACCUCCAUACAUGGCUAUUUUCAAUAAUUAAUAACUUGAAAUUUUGCGUAUUUGCAAAAUGGUAGGUGACUUUUUGGUUCAUCUCAGGCCGUUCUACGUUCUCAUGAAAUUUGUCCCCGUGGAAUUGAGACACCCUAUAUAUAUACAUUAGGGUGUAUAUAUAUAUUUACAUAUAGAGACUUGAUUAUAUUAUAGAAAUAAAUAUUUGUACAUUGGCAGUUCGAUCGAUUUUAUUGACCUUUUAACUUCGAUAUAAAUAUGACGGAAAAAUUUCUCAGUAGGAAAGGAUUAUUAUAUAAUUUCUAGGUAUCAUCCGGUAUC